Messenger RNA from Frankliniella occidentalis (western flower thrips), 2087 nucleotides. RefSeq names its product cilia- and flagella- associated protein 210-like. The record is from RefSeq and is a predicted model, not a curated record. Bases 138 to 1796 code for a protein of 552 amino acids. Lineage: Eukaryota; Metazoa; Arthropoda; Insecta; Thysanoptera; Thripidae. The transcript is spliced from 9 exons.
AUCAAACGGAACUGAUGGCGACGCUUGCCCGCUUGCGACGCCGAGCCGCGGGCGUCGCGGGUUGCUAGGCGACCGGGCGGGCGGCCGCGCGAGUGGAGGCAUCCCAGCGCCCCAGGACCCCCAGGAUCCCGGCCAGGAUGAGCGUCGUCCCCCGGGUGCGGCACGUGUCCCUCGCGGUGCAGGCCGACCCCGGCCAGGGUGCCGGCAGUGCCGGCCAGGGCCGCGGCCGCACCGUCAAGGCCAUCGUGCUGCCCCGCCAGGAGCUCGACAGGAUCAAGGCGCACUCGCGAUGGCUCUCGGACCAGGCCCGCGACGGACAGCUCCGGCACGCCCAGAUGCAGCGCAUGAAGGACGCCUCCGAGGGCCUCGUCAAGAACUGGAGGAACACGGUCCUGAACAAACAAAAGGAGCGAUUGGAACGGCGUCAUAAGCGUAUAAAAGACGAAGAUGACCGUAAAAACGCCAUUCAUCAAGCAUCACUGCAAGAAGCAGCCGAGGAGAGGAGAAAAAGGAUAGAGGAAGCCAAGAGGAUGCUCUUAUUUGAGAAAGACGAUAUCCAUCAAGUAAACAGUUCAUUUGUAUUUUCUGAGAUUUUGCAUGAACGGUCUAAGCAAAUUGAAUUCAACGAGCACCUCAAAAAAAUUGAAGAGGAUGCUAAAAAGGCAAAGGCAGAACAAAUAAAAUGUGACGUUGAAGCCUAUCAUGAAGAAGAGUUAAAAAGAAAAGAGAGACAACAUGUGGAGAAAAUGGAAAGGAAAGCGGAAAAUAUAAAAAUGAUGAAAGAAAAAGCUGAGAGGGAGGCCCUUCUUUUGGCAGGAGAAAAAGCUUAUGAACAACAAGACAUAGCAGAAAUGGAAAAAGAAAUUAAGCAAGUUCAGGAAAACAUAGAGAGAGAGAUUAGCAGGAAAAAGGAAUUGGUUAAGAAAAAUGCUCUUGAAAGUAUUGAGAUGAGCAAAGAAAGAAAGAGAAUACAAAAACAGGAGGAGGAGGAUGAAGAAAAAGUAAUUCAAAUUUACUUAAAAAUAAAGCAGAGGAUGGAGUGCAUGCGCAAGAAACGUGAAGCAGAGGCAAAACAAGCUAAACUUGAGCACCAAGAGAGAAUUCGUGCCAUUAUUGCAGAGAGUCUCAAGGAAAAGGAAGACGACAUUGAGGGAAUGAUUGCCAAAGCACUAAAAGAGAAAGAUGAAAGAGAGGCAAAGAUCCUUCAAAAACGGAAGAAUUAUGAAGCAAAACUACUGAAAGAAAGGCAAGAGUACAAUGCACAAGUCAAGGAACAAAAGAUGAAGGAUGAGAAAGAGGAAAAAGAGUUGAAACAAUGGAUAUUAAUGCAAGGGUUGAGAAGAGAUGAAAUUGAUAAACUACAUGAAAUGAAGAGAAAAGAGUCAGAAUGGGCAACAAAGAUGGUUGUGCGAGAAGGCUACAACAAACAAAUAGAGGAGCACAGGGAAAUCAAGAACAAGCAAUGUGCAGACAAUCGACAAAGACAUGAAGCGCUGCUUGGUCAGAUUAAAAGAGAAGAUGAAGAUUUCUUUGACUAUGCUGAAGAGGUGUUAAAUGAAUGCAAAAUAGGGGGCCGUCCAUUGUAUCCUAUUAAAAAAACAAUACAUGAAUACCGUAAGAAGCAUGGAAUCAUCAACCGUGAAAAAUAUGAAAAAUGGGCAAAAGAGAUGGCAGAGCAAGAAAGGAGAUACCAAGAGGAAGACGAGGCAUACAACAGACAACUCUCCAUAACUGAUGAAACCCCUCAGUUGUGUAGACAGUUAUUCCCACCUCUCUUGAAAAAAUGCCCCCUCUAAAAUAAAAGUUUGUCUGUUUGUCACACAGUGAAAAAGGCUGAAAAUUUUCAUGACCUUAUUCUACUGGCCAUGAUUUAGCAGGAACAUUUAAUUGAAAACAUGUAUUCAAGGACUACCACUGCUUCCCUUUUGUUAUAUUUAAUGAUGAAGAACAAGAGUAUACAGCAAAUAAAACAACAGUACUGAAUUGUUCAGAUGUUUAUUUAGAAGGUUGAAACCAGGUUGAAUAGUGGAUAAUGAAUGUGAUGAAAUGAGGAAUCAGAGAAUAAAUUAUUGGGAACUAAAACCUCU